AUGGGACAUGGGCAGAGGGACAAGGAGAUUGGGGACAUGCUGAACUACCUGGGGCCCCCCUUCAAUGAGCCCGACUUCAACCCCCCGCGCCUGGCGCGCGCCGAGCGGGUGCCCAGUGCCACGGUGGCCCCCAACGACUUCCUGAAGAAGAUGGACGACUUCUGGCUGCUCAAGGAGCUGCAGACCUGGCUCUGGCGCUCGGCCAAGGACUUCAACCGCCUCAAGAAGAAGGUGCCGCCCGCCGUGGUCACCCUGAGGCUGGAGGCCAGGGGGUUCUGA
This is a messenger RNA of Manacus vitellinus (golden-collared manakin), 279 nucleotides long. RefSeq names its product cardiotrophin like cytokine factor 1 (gene CLCF1). The transcript has 3 exons. The coding region runs from base 1 to 279 and encodes 92 amino acids. Lineage: Eukaryota; Metazoa; Chordata; Aves; Passeriformes; Pipridae. The record is from RefSeq and is a predicted model, not a curated record.